Messenger RNA from Lactuca sativa (garden lettuce), 705 nucleotides. RefSeq names its product basic form of pathogenesis-related protein 1. The record is from RefSeq and is a predicted model, not a curated record. Gene Ontology annotation, cellular component: extracellular region. Lineage: Eukaryota; Viridiplantae; Streptophyta; Magnoliopsida; Asterales; Asteraceae.
GUAUUGCCCAUGUUAUUACGCUUCAUUUGCACCAAAACACUAUUAGAAAUUAAUGGAGCUCUUCAGGAUAAACCCACUAGCCAUUUUUUUCUUCGUGCUCUCAUACUUCACACAUCUCUCAAUUGCACUAGGCCUUGUUCCUCACAACCAAGACCUAAGCUCAUACUUCCUUGUUCCACACAACAAAGCACGAGCUCAGGUCAGGGUGCAACCUCUUACAUGGAACAUGACCCUUGCAGCCUAUGCUCAUGGGUAUGCAUACCAAAGACUUGGUGACUGUGACUUGCGUCACUCAGAAGGACCUUUUGGGGAAAACCUAGCUGAAGGUUAUGGUGAUGAGUUUAGUGUAACUAAUGCCGUUAACUUGUGGGUUGGGGAGAAACAAUACUAUGAGUAUGGAUCGAACUCGUGUAUUGGUGACGAAUGCCUUCACUACACACAAGUUGUUUGGCGUGAUUCUAUUCAUCUUGGUUGUGCUAAACUUAAGUGCCAUAAUGGUUGGUGGUUCGUUAUAUGUAGCUAUGACCCCCCAGGAAAUUAUGAGGGUCAACGCCCAUAUUGAAUCUAGUGUUAUACCAGAUAUAUAUAUGGAUAGAUGCCCUUGUUCAAGAGCAUCGAUUUAUAAUUAUGUAAUAUCUAUUUAUGUAUAAGUUAUAUCCGCAAGGUGAAAAUUCAAUUUUAACUACCCAUUAGGUUGAUCUUGAA